AUGGCAUCCCUUAUUAAAAACCAAAUAAUAAAACAUCUUUCAAAAUUUGCACGUAAUUUAAAACCUGAACAAAUAACAUUAGAUAUUUUAAAGGGAAAAAGUCAAUUACGAAAUAUUGAACUUAAUGAAGAUGUACUUUCUGAUUUAUUGGAAUUACCACCAUGGUUACGUAUAACAAAAGCAUUUUGUAAUUGUGUUGGUGUACAAAUACCUUGGACGAGCUUGAAAACUCUUCCAAUACACAUUAUAUGUGAUGAAAUUGUUAUAGAAAUUGGGUUAUCGUCUAAAUGUAAUGUUCCAACUGGAUUUCAAAUACCUCAAUCAACAUCAUAUGGUUUCAUAGAAAAAAUAAUUGAAGGCAUGAUGGUAUCUGUCAAUAAUGUUGAAGUAAAUUUUUAUUUAGAUGCUUUUCAUGUCGGUUUAACAUUACAAAGAUUAUGUUUAGAGAGUCGAACACCACAGUGGAAACAAACAAAUGAUUUAAAACAAACGCGUUUUACUGAUCAUUCAACAAAUCAAACAAUUUUACAUAAACAUCUUUCAUGGCAAUUAUUAAGAAUUGAAGCUUCUUAUAUAAAAGAAGAAAGUAAUUCUAAAAGAAUGAAUGCACCAUUGAGAUUACUUACAAUGGGUGGAAGUUGUCGUAUUGGUAUUAAAAAAAAUUAUACUGAUGGAAGUUUAUUAGCUGGAAAAAUUCAAAUUAUUUUAAGUGCCAUUUUAUGGGUUGGAACAUUAUCACAAAUACGUUCUGUCAUAUCAUUUUCACAGCAAAUAUUUUCACUUAUCCGUACUUAUAAUGAAGCAAAUAUUAUUCCUGUUAAAUUAGUUAAUAAUACAACUUUAUCAUCAAAUACUAAUAAAAUACAACCUAUAGUUUCUAUACCAAUGGCUGAAAAAUUCAGUAAUUUUGAUAUAAAUCAAACAUCUUUUCAUUUAUAUAUUGAAAAAUUUGAUAUACAUUUAUGUGAUGAUAAUUCAUCAUCUUCUGAAUUUCCAGAAUCAUGGGAUAUACAAAAUGGUGCUAUUCAAGUAACAUUAUUAAGAAUAUCAACAGAUUUAUAUUUAAAACAUAUGGUUAAUAAAGGUCGAAAAAAAUGGAUUAAAUAUAAUGAAAAUAAUCCAUGUACAGAAUGGUGUGAUGAUAUGAUAGCUAGAGCUUUUCAAAGAUUUUCAAAAGUUUUAUCAGAAGAUGAUUUUUAUUCAUUAACAAAAGUAUGGCAAUCAUUAACAUCAAUGAAUUUUGUAAUACGUAUUCAUGAUAUGGUUGUUGAAUGUGUUUCUGAUGUUAAUACAAAAAAAGAUGCUAUAAAACAUAUGAUUGUUAGUAAUGCUGCUGCAAGAAAUUUACUACCUGUUGAUAUGGGAAUAAUACAUUUUGAAUAUUGUACAUAUGAAUAUGGUGAAGAUAAAACAUUACCACCACCAUCACCUAGUGCUUAUGUAGCUAUUGGACCAAUUGAAGCAAAAAUUGAUCCAAGAACAAUAAGAUGGUUAGUUUAUAUUGGUGAUCAACUAAAAGAAGUUGUACCAAUUGAUGAACUUAAUAAUUUAUCAUCAGAAACAUCACCAGGUGAUGAAGUUGUUGUUAGAAUAGAAAUGAUAUCAACAAAAAUUAUUUUAGAACAAAGUUGUUCUCAUAAUAUGGAUGAAAGAUAUCCAAAAGAAUUUUUUAUUAAUAUAGAUAAAGCAAAUAUUACAAAUUGUAAAUUAGAAAUUGAAUCAUUUAUAGAAGGUAAUUUUAAUGAUAUUGAUUAUAAAAAUAUUUAUAAUCCAAAUUGUGAAAAAACUACAAAAUUAAUAAAACUCAUGGAACUUAUUAAAGAAUUCAAUACAUUUGAACUUUUUCAACUUCAAAAUUGGUAUUUUUCAUUAAAUUCUAUGUGGAUUGAAUCAUCAUAUGGAGAAAAUUGUCCACCAACAAAUAUUAUUAAUAAUCUUCCUGUAGGAGGAUUAAUUGUUACUGAUGACAAUAUUUUAACACUUUUGAUUAAUCCAGUUGAAAUUCCUGUUAUUUCAUUAAAUCAUUUUCAAUUUGUUUUUUUUCAAUUGUUUAUAACAAAAAUAACAGAUUUAAUUGAUACAAUAGAAGAAGAUCAAGAAUUCUUUUUUGAAAAUGGUACAUCUCAAGUACCACCUAUAUCAAUAUCAUUAUUUUUUAAUAUUAAAAAUGCCUUAUUACGUUUAAUAUUGCCUAAUACACCAAUUCCAACACCAUAUGAUUAUAAUGGAAAAUUAUCUGAUGAUAUUGAUGAAUCACCAUCAUCUGUCGAAGGAAAUAAACUUUUAAUGAACGAUAAUGAAUCUCCAACAUAUGAUACAAUAUUAGUUUCACAAAAUGAUUCAUUUUUACAUUCAUUAAAUACACCAUCAAAAAUGGCAUUACAAUCACAAAGUUAUGUUGAAUUAAGUGUUUUAAAUAUAAAUGAAAAUAUUCAAGAUGGUGUUAGUAUUUUAGGUGAAACAGUAUCAAUUACAACAGACUUGUCAGAUGAUGAAUCAUACAUUGUUCAACUUCAAGAAUCAGAAGAAGAAAUAUUUAAAGAUUCAAAUAUAUGUGUUGCUGAAGAAGCUAUUAGUAAAGAAGUAAAUAUUAAAAAUCUUGAUAUAUAUGAUAAAUAUAUGAAUGCAAAAUCAAAUAUUUUAUGCGCAAAUAUUGAAAAUUUACAAACAUUAAUAUUAUUAAAUAACGGUAAUGUAUUAGUGAAAGGAUUUAUUAAAAAUAUAAUACUUCAUGAAAUUUUUGAUAUUGUGAAUGAAGAAAUAUACAAAAUUAUUAAUAUUGAUAAAAUUAAAAGUGAUAUUAUUGGUAAACAAAUAUAUAAUGAUGAUACAUCAAAAAUUACUUUCGAAUUGGUUGGAAUAAAAAAAAAUAUACCAAAAUUAAGUAUAAAUGUUUUGGAUGUUUCUUUAGACUUAACUGAUCCAAUUUUAUCACAUUUACCAAUGUUUUUUGAAGCAAAUAUUAUACCAAAAAAUCCACCAUCUAUUGAGAUAAAUGUUAAAAAAUCUGUUAUUGUCAUAAAUGAUCCAACAAAAAAUUCAACUAUAAAAUUAAAAGUAAAUGAUAUUGUUAUUGAAAAAUAA
Messenger RNA from Strongyloides ratti, 3084 nucleotides. RefSeq names its product Vacuolar protein sorting-associated protein 13A N-terminal domain-containing protein. The record is from RefSeq and is a predicted model, not a curated record. Bases 1 to 3084 code for a protein of 1027 amino acids. NCBI's taxonomy places the organism in Eukaryota, Metazoa, Nematoda, Chromadorea, Rhabditida, Strongyloididae. The transcript is spliced from 3 exons.